Messenger RNA from Phasianus colchicus (ring-necked pheasant), 2381 nucleotides. NCBI's taxonomy places the organism in Eukaryota, Metazoa, Chordata, Aves, Galliformes, Phasianidae. The record is from RefSeq and is a predicted model, not a curated record.
CACGGCCUGAUGUCCCCAGCGCGGGAGAGGAGGGAGCGCUUCCCGGUGACACCCGCGGGUCGGGAAGGAGUUAACUGCAGCCCGAGAGCCGCGGGGAGAAUGCGGGCGGGGAGGUGCCAGUGAAAGUGGCUGCGAGGAGUGAGUGAAUGGGGCUGGGAAAGUUUUAGAAAUGCUUCCUUAGGUAUUUGACAGCGUGUUCCGCUCGCUCAUAAAUUUGGGUUGAAAGCGAGUUGCUACUCAAGCACUGCAGCCUUCGGGUUUUUAGGUUUUGGUUGUUUUUUUUGUUUUUUGUUUUUUUUUUUACUUAGAUUUUCCACAAAUUAGCAGAUCAAGAGAGAUUGAGAAAAUGUCUCUGAAUACACAUGUGUGUUAAGUAAGCUUUCUUUUGAGGCGUGGCCAAAGCCUUCUAAAUCCUUAAUUAAGGGCAGCUUGAGUCUGGGAGCUUUAUUACGCUGCGCUGCUGACAGCCGAGGUUAAACUUUGCUGCUAUCUCUGUGCUCGCAGUUACGCAAGAGCCGUGCAACUUUUGAAAUCAGGGAGCCAGAGUUCCGAGGGCAGUCCUUGAAAUGCCGCUUCCUUAAGGGAAGGGCUCUUGGGUAGGGAACGGGGAGUCUUGCGGAGUCGAAUGGUUUUGAAGUAGGUUUGUCAGUGGGUUCCUUGAUCUGUGGCUUGGAGUAACCCCUUGUCAGGCUUCCCUGAGAGUUUUUGCACAGAUCAGCUCAUGGUGCUAUUUUUUUCCCGUGCAGAAGAAGAACAAGAAGAAGAUGAGGAAAUCGAUGUCGUUACAUUAGCUGAAGCAAAUGAGUCUGAAUCCAGCACAGAGUCCAGCACAGAAGCAUCAGAGGAGCACUGUAAGCCCCACCACAGUCCGCUCGUCCUCAAGCGGUGUCACGUCAACAUCCACCAGCACAACUACGCUGCUCCUCCCUCCACCAAGGUGGAAUACCCAGCCGCCAAGAGGCUAAAGUUGGACAGUGGCAGGGUCCUCAAACAGAUCAGCAACAACCGAAAAUGCUCCAGUCCCCGCACGUCAGACUCAGAGGAGAACGACAAGAGGCGAACGCACAACGUCUUGGAGCGCCAGCGAAGGAAUGAGCUGAAGCUGAGUUUCUUUGCCUUACGUGACCAGAUACCCGAGGUGGCCAACAAUGAGAAGGCGCCCAAGGUUGUCAUCCUGAAAAAAGCCACGGAGUACGUUCUGUCCAUCCAAUCGGACGAGCACAGACUGAUCGCAGAGAAAGAGCAGUUGAGGCGGAGGAGAGAACAGUUGAAACACAAACUUGAGCAGCUAAGGAACUCUCGUGCAUAGGAACUUUUGGACAUCACUUAGAAUACCCCAAACUAGGCUGAGACUAUGAUAAAAUAUUAGUGUUUCUAAUAUCACUCAUGAACUACACCAGUCCAUCGAGAAUGGAACUAUUGCAACUGCAUGCUGUGCGACUUAACUUGAGACUACACAACCUUGGCUGAAUCUCCGAACGGUUUGGCCAGAACCUCAAAACUGCCUCAUAAUUGAUACUUUGGGCAUAAGGGAUGAUGGGACAUUCUUCAUGCUUGGGGAUGAACUCUUCAACUUUUUUUCUUUCAAAAUUUUGUAUUUAAGGCAUUUUUUCUUAAGAGAAUUCCAAAAAGAGUUGUCCCCAGAUUGCUGUAUAUAUUUACACAUCUUCUUGCCAUGUAAAUACCUUUAAUAAAGUCUUUAUAGAAAAAUGUGCAACAUUAAUACACAACAGUUGUGGCAACUGGAUUUAUACUUGUCUUGAACUUGUGUGCCAUAACAUUUCACAAUUUUGUUUUUUAUUUAAAUACAUUUUUUCUUUUAAAAAUGAUUUUUAUUUUGUUUUUAGAUAAAUAAAUAUUUGCCCAAAAUAUAAUUAGCUAAAUCCUGUGUAAAGACUUUCCUUUGUUUUUUCCCCAGUUGCCAUUAGAUGCUUGUUUCCCUGACAUCCCUCUCUUUGUCAUCAGAGCGGUGACUUUAGAAAAGUCAAAGUGGGUUUAGAUGAGAAGAAAUUGUAAUUCUGAAGCUUAGUGGGGAGUUUGGUUUCUUUUGUCUUCCUCAUGCAUCCUGUUACUUCCAAUAGAUUAAACCAAUGUUCUUGAUGCUUUGCCAACUCAGCUGUGUGCCCCAAUGAAGGUGAUAGCCAUCAUGUCCAUCUUGCCCAUCCAUGAUCUCUGCUCAAUGAAAGUAAAGUGGAGCUGUGUUUUUCACACAAGCCCAGUGUAUGGGAUCUGCAUUCUUUCCAAAUAAGCUUAAUUAUGUUUUAGGGGCAUGACCUUCGUUCUGCACUGGGGACCCAGCUAUGUAUUUCGAGAACUUCUUUGUAGUGAACUCACCUUAAUUGCUUCCUGUUUGAUUUUGAACAGAAGUUUAAUGGGAUAAA